Molecule: messenger RNA, 1199 nt
Organism: Nycticebus coucang (slow loris)
Lineage: Eukaryota; Metazoa; Chordata; Mammalia; Primates; Lorisidae
Gene: ABHD11
Product: abhydrolase domain containing 11
Exons: 6
Coding region: 114-1031 (305 amino acids)
Cellular component (GO): mitochondrion
Source: RefSeq, a predicted model, not a curated record
UGGGUAGAGGGUGGAGCUCUGGUUGGAACUGGGCAGGGCUCGGAGCUAAGGCGAGAGGCGGAGCGUAGGCCAAACGUCCACUGCGAGGCGCACGCCGGAUAGUGGGUGCGAGCAUGCUCCGCUGGGCCCGGGCCUGGAGGCUCCCCCAUGGGGGACUCCAUCCCCCUGGUUCCAGCUUCUCAAGGGUGCCCGUCAUGCCCAGCAGCAGCGGCGGCCGAGAGGGCGACGAGCCGAGGCCACUGCCCCUUUCCUACAAGCUUUUGGACGGAGAGGAGGCCCUGCCGGCCGUCAUCUUUCUGCAUGGGCUCUUAGGUAGCAAAUCUAACUUCAAUUCUAUCGCCAAGGCCUUGGCCCAGCAGACAGGCCGAAGGGUGCUGACAGUGGAUGCUCGGAACCAUGGUGACAGCCCUCACAGCCAGGACAUGAGCUACGAGGCCAUGAGCCAGGACCUACAGGGCCUCCUGCCCCAGCUGGGGCUAGUACCCUGUGUCCUUGUUGGCCACAGCAUGGGAGGAAAGACAGCCAUGCUGCUGGCACUGCAGAGGCCAGAGCUGGUGGAACGUCUGAUUGCUGUAGACAUAAGCCCAGUGGAAACCACGUCCAGCUCAAACUUCGAAACGUAUUUGGCAGCCAUGAGGGCCAUAGACAUCCCAGAUGAGGUACCACGCUCCCGCGUCCGGAAACUGGCCGAUGAGCAGCUCAGCUCUGUUGUGCAGGACAUGGCUGCACGGCAGUUACUGCUCACCAACCUGGUGGAGUUAGAUGGGCGCUUCAGAUGGCGAGUGAACUUGGAUGCCUUGGCCCUGCACCUGGACAAGAUCUUGGCUUUUCCACUGCAACAGGAAUCCUACCCUGGGCCAACCCUCUUCCUCCUUGGUGGAAACUCCCAAUUUGUGCAUCCCAGCCACCAUCCUGAGAUCAUGCGGCUCUUCCCUCGGGCCCAGAUGCAGACUGUGCCUAAUGCUGGCCACUGGGUCCAUGCUGACUGCCCACAGGACUUCUUAGCUGCCAUCCGAAGCUUCCUUGUCUAAGAAUUGCUGGCAAGAGAGGGCACGAAAGAAACCCCAGGCUUCAGGUCUUGUAGCCUGCUCCACAUUUUGGCACAGAAGGACUCAGGAAGGCACUGAGAGGACACAAAAGUGCAGGGGUGGUCAGACCUCAAGCUUUAAUGAAUAAAGACACUGCUUUCCGAGUUCUGA